UACUAUAGUGGAAUGACCUGACCGACGACUUGUCCCGUCGGGGAGACAUCUUGAGUUUAAAGCUAUCAAACAGAAAAUAACAUAAUACGUGCUGUAUAUUUUACGUUGCGACCAUGUGGUAUGAAAUAAUACCGGGGUUCGCAGUUAUGACUGUUUGUCUGAUGGUCCCUGGCAUUGCUACGAACUAUAUUCACAAAUUCACUAAUGGUGGCAAGGAGAAAAGAAUCGCCCGGACUCCUUAUCAGUGGCAUUUAAUGGAAAGGGACAAGCGGGUGUCUGGAACAGGACAGUAUUACCAUUCUAAGGGUCUUGAAAACAUUCACUGAAGUACGUGGACCCCCUCCACCACGAAAGGAUGUAAAGUUGUGCAGAGCAAUUGUAUAAAAUAAAGUUGUGUUAAUGUA
This is a messenger RNA of Alosa sapidissima (American shad), 404 nucleotides long. RefSeq names its product NADH:ubiquinone oxidoreductase subunit A1 (gene ndufa1). Bases 114 to 326 code for a protein of 70 amino acids. Lineage: Eukaryota; Metazoa; Chordata; Actinopteri; Clupeiformes; Clupeidae. The record is from RefSeq and is a predicted model, not a curated record. The transcript has 3 exons.